AUGUCUAGUUUUCCCGAUAGAUUCAACCGUGUCGACACCAACAUGCCGAAAUUGUCUACGCCCGUCCUGACGGUGGAUGCGGCCAAAAUCCACAAGGUCGACACGGCCAAUACUCAAAGUCUUCACGGCAUGUGGCUCGUCUUCUCGAAAUGUGCAGAUUACAUGGAAGAGGGACGACGUUUAGAAAAUCUUACCUGGCGUUUGUGGACGCGUGAGACAUUUUGUGUCGCUCCCGCCAGUGAAUCCGACACCUCUGCAAUCCCGCUCCUGCGUGCCGAAUCCUCGGAGAUGCCACCCUUGUCAGCAAGUGUCGAGUCUGCCGCGUCUGUAGACGAAGACCGCAUUGAAUCGCACAUUAAGCCUGGCCCAGUUGAGGUGAAGCCUGCUGUGCUUAACGACGAGGCUUUAAUGCUCGGAAAGGAAAAGCAUAUUACUUCUCUUGAUCUAGAGCGAAUGGUUUUGAACAUCAAAGAGAGAAAGGCUUUAGAACCUCUUCCAACCAGUCCGACCGUGGUCGAUGUCACUCCUCGCGCUGCCUCUCCUCCUGCAUCCACUCCUCAGGAACCCGUCGAAGCGGUAAUUGAAGAGCCCAUGCGCCGCCCACACACUCUUCAUUCCGCCGAGUCCUGUUCCACAACGACUGCGCCUGAGAACAAUGAUAGUGAUGGUGUAACCACCGCAGGGUCCGACACUAGUGUCUCUUCAUCGGGCGUUAUUCCUGCCAGGCCUAUUUUGACCAAGACGCCCAGUAUUGUCCGCGGGUUUUCACCUUCCCAGAUUUCAUCGUCUUACCGUUCAAGUACGCGUCUUGCUGGCGCAGAGAAGAAUUCCGCAGCUAAAGUGCCGUUACAGCAGAAACUCGCGCCCAGCAAGCGUAAAGGCGGAAUGUUCACCUUGGGAGGAUCUUCUGGCGAUGACGAGAGCUCGUUUGAGGAACGAAUGACCCCUAACCAUACCAUCAAUCCCCAUCGCAGUUCACUAUCCGAGGAACUUAGUCGCCAACCUACUGAGACUACUAAUGGCGUCUCUCCCGACAAGAAGGUUACUUCAUUCCGCGACGAGGCCGAGUCUCGUACAAUCAAGCCUAUUGAGGAGCGUAUCUACGAAGACGAGGAUGCGAUCGAGACAGACGAUACCGAGGAGGAGCCAUCCGAAAGUGCCAUCGAAGACGAAGAUGACGAAGAUUGGGAAGACUCGGUGACGGAAAGCGGACAGUCGAGUGUGGACGACAAGGAAUUGUUCCAGCGGGUUGAUUCGCGGCCGAACUUGGUCUCGAGACCGUCUCUGUUGACUAUGAUGAUGCACCAACCAACGAAAAUGGGCAUGCCUACUAGAUCUUCCCCGGCAUUGCAACGAUCAGUACGAGUCACGCCACCUAAUGGACCUUCGACGGGCGCGUCGCCAGAUGACGGCGACAAUUUGACUAUGAAGGGUCGCGAUGUACCACGAUCGAAGCCGAUUAUUGUGAAAUCUACUGCACAGGGGUCUGGAGCGCACUCACCGCGCACGACGCGACGCAAUAUGUUGGCAACCGAAUUAACCGAGUCUCUUCGUCGACAUUUAUUGUGGGAACGGCAACAAAAGAAUACGACGGCCACAGCAGUCUUCAAGCGUCGCCAUACAACCCACGACAUGGCCAACCUCAAAGAAUACCCCGGUCCGAAGGGACAACCGGCUGGCGACCGUACAGCCGACGGCAGUGCAAAAGAUACUUCUAAGAACAGCUCAUGGAACAACUACAACGAUUACGGACCAUGGGAAUACCAUGUCAAGGGAUGGUAGACCCUUCACCAUUCACCAGUCAAUAACGUCCAGGAAUGUACGAGAUUUAUUACAGCAUUAAACGGCGUUGCUUUUUUUUUUUCUUUUUUUUUUUCCCUUUGCUUUCUUCUAUCUCAACAUCCACUUUCCCAUGCAUUGCGAGGGUUGGCUGUUUGCAUUAUUUUAUCACGAUUAAAAGACCUCAUGGCCCUGUAUUUUUUUUAUUCCCUCCUGCCUGUUUCAUUUCAGAUCAAAAAGAAAAACCAAGCCUCGUUUAUUCGUUAUGAUUAGACACUGUUUCUCAUGGGUAUGACACCAUGUUUUGGGACCGACCGACCGAAUUAAUUGUUAUGAUGGCAUGACAUUCCAUUGAUCAUGAUGAGGAAACCUGAUUGUUUUUACACCAUUUUUUGUCUAUGGAUUCGGGCUUUUUUUUCUGGGGGACUUUUGAUUACGCGAAUUGUUUUGAUACCACUUGAGUAUUUGUUUGUUUCAUACACUUUUAUGGAGUUGAUUUGUUGGAGAGAAUAAAAGUGAUUAUUAAAUAUCUAUUGUCUAUUGAUUG
Talaromyces stipitatus ATCC 10500 is the source of this 2326-nucleotide messenger RNA. RefSeq lists its product as uncharacterized. Bases 1 to 1782 code for a protein of 593 amino acids. Gene Ontology annotation, cellular component: cytoplasm. The record is from RefSeq and is a predicted model, not a curated record. Gene Ontology annotation, biological process: mitochondria-nucleus signaling pathway; regulation of nitrogen utilization; negative regulation of transcription by RNA polymerase II. NCBI's taxonomy places the organism in Eukaryota, Fungi, Ascomycota, Eurotiomycetes, Eurotiales, Trichocomaceae. The transcript is spliced from 2 exons.